AUGGAGAAUCCGGAUGCUGCCAAAGCUGCAGCAGAGAGGCCUGCUGAUUUCUUUUCCAUGCAGAUGGCUGCCUUUCAAGAAUCAUUGGAAGAAUCAUUGGCCGGGCUUCAGGUUCAGGAGCUCCGAAGAGAACUACGAAGUACUCCGAGUACUCCGAGAGCGCCGGUCGAGGCUGAAGCAGCUGAAGCAGCUGAAGCAGCUUGGGCAGCUGAAGCAGCUGAAGCAGCUUGGGCAGCUGAAGCAGCUGAAGCAGCUUGGGCAGCUUUGGAGGAACCGGAGACGGAGCUGGCACGCCUGUUCACUGAGAUGAAUCGACAACAUCAAGGUGGAACUUUUGCGGAGAGCUCCGCACCGCUACGGUCACGCCCAGAGUUGCAGAGACUACGUCUGCAAAUGGAGAGAGCAUGGCCGGACACAAGCCUGGCCGAUGCCUUCGUCAACUUCGCCGGCAAGGGGAGUGACACUUUGUACGUCGGUAUCUUUGCUCGCGUGGCGAAUGACCUUGGCCUGACCACCGAAGAGUCCACGGCCAUCUUCCGCAUCUUAAGCGGCAACAAAAGUUUCGUUCAGCUUGAGGACUGGGAUGGUUUGCUCUUGGGAGCUCUUCAGAUUGCACCCCAGGUCAGCAAUGUUGCGCAGCAGCCCCCAGCGCCCCCAAACAUGCCCGAGGACCUGGGCAACAUGGGGGACCUGAGCGAUUCAGAGGAGGAGACCUCUACUGAAAGCACCUUUCCUGGGAGUGAUUCCGAGGGCGAGGGAAGCGGGGACGAACCGUCAAGUCCCGAAGAGGACGAUCACUCGCUGACGCAGCCCAAUGAUCUGAAAGCAUUGGUCCAAGUGCUCCAGGCCCAAUUGAAAUUGUCCGAAGAAGAGACAAACCGAUGGCAAAGAGAAGCGCAUAGGCAAGAGGAGGCAGCAACGGAGUUGAGAGAGAAGAUGCGGCUCACCCAGGUGUGGGGCACGAUCGGUUCGGUGCAGGAACUGAUCAAGUCUGCUGGCAUCGGCUUUAUUCGGCCGUAUUCGGGCCCAGUGAAUGGCAAGGACCUAUUUUUUCACAAGUCGGAGUUGAAGAAGGGCAAUUUCCACACGCUGGCAAUCGGAGACGAAGUAUCGUACGAGGUCAUGCUGAAUCCAGCGAAGAAAAGGACCUUUGCCGCAAACGUGAUGCUCACCAAGAGCCAUCCGCUGAUGAGCCAGUCCGGCGUGGUGAAGUUCUACAAUUCGCUGAACGGUUAUGGUUUCAUCCGACGAGGGAAACCCGGUGGCGGUGACGUCUACGUGCAUCGCUCCGCCAUUGCGGAUGGAAAGAUGCUGCUGCGAGGGGAUAAGGUCUGCUUCGACGUCAUCGAAGAAGAAAAUCGGCUCUGCGCCUUGCGCGUCACCGGCGGCACCGGGGGAUAUGGCCUCACCUUCGGCUGCAAUGUGGAUCGAAGCACCAUCAAGAACCUGCACGGCACCAUCAAAAAGUUCUUCCCUGAGAAGGGAUGGGGCUUCAUCAUCCAGGAGGACGGGGGACCGAACCUCUUCUUCCACAGCAAUGCCAUUGAGUCAGGUGAUGACUCCACUGCGCCGGCCCUCGUGGUGGGCAGCCGGGUCAGCUACGAGAGCAUCUUCGACGCCACGCGCGGCAGCCGCAAGGCGCAACGGGUGCAACGGGCGGAGGCAGCGGAGCUCCCGGAGAACAGAGCCAUGGACGAGGAACAGGACCUCGCCGCCUUUGCUGUGGAUGACAGCGAUGAAGAGGAAUGGGAACUGGUAACAUGA
Cladocopium goreaui is the source of this 1764-nucleotide messenger RNA. NCBI's taxonomy places the organism in Eukaryota, Dinophyceae, Suessiales, Symbiodiniaceae. The record is from the annotation of a GenBank genome assembly.